GAUCACGCUACCGAGCAGGAGAACUACUUCAAGACGACUUGUACGCCGCUGACAUACAGAGCGGCCGCCACGAAUGGACUCCUCAGCCUUCGCAAGAGACCAUUGGCUGAAAAUGAGACAGACACAGGCAUAUUUCCAGAGUGGCAGAUAAUAGCUCCCAAGGAUCUCACGUGGGAAAAUCUCGUACAUUCUAUCGGGGAGCUUCGAAACUGGGGAUAUUGUUUAGAAAUUCCAACAAGUGACGGGAAAGGAGACGAGCUUGGCCACGACAGAGUUUGUGAUCGAUGCGCUGAGCGAUUCAUUGUGUCAAAGGACAAAUGGCAAUCAUGCACCUACCAUCCUGCACGUCCCGUGUACAAGAAGGUUGAUGGAACAAGGAUUACGACUUGGCCAUGCUGCGAGCAGACUGGGACGGGCUGCGUUGUUGGUCACACUCAUGUGUUCAAGAUUACACAUGAACCACGCCUGGCAGCGUAUCAGCCAUACCGGCAACUCCCCAUGCGUAGGAAAGAGAGCCUAGACGUCGCUGCGCUCGAUUGUGAAAUGGUUUAUACCACUGCAUCGAUGGAGCUGGCUCGGGUCAGUGUUAUCUCGAGUCAAGGCGAUAUUUUGCUUGACCGCUUCGUCAAGCCUGCAUUUCCUGUACUAGAUCUCAACACCACCUAUUCUGGCGUCAUGCAGCACAAUUUGGACGGCGCCAUCAGUUUCGAAGAGAUGCAUCAGCAACUCAUUCAUAUUGGCAUGCAUCGAGAUACCAUCUUGAUCGGUCAUGGCCUGGACAAUGAUCUAACGGCUUUGAGAUUGGUGCACCACCGGGUUAUCGACUCGGCUAUUCUCUUUCCACACCCGAGAGGUAGACCAUAUCGACUCAAGCUGAAGGAUCUGAGCAGCAGGUACCUGGCUAGGCAGAUACAGGUCAACGACAGCGCUACAGGCCACGACCCGACCGAAGACGCCUUGGCAGCCCUUGAUCUCGUCCGUUGGCGCCUAGUCAAC
Molecule: messenger RNA, 996 nt
Organism: Protomyces lactucae-debilis
Lineage: Eukaryota; Fungi; Ascomycota; Taphrinomycetes; Taphrinales; Protomycetaceae
Product: ribonuclease H-like domain-containing protein
Exons: 1
Cellular component (GO): nucleus
Molecular function (GO): nucleic acid binding; exonuclease activity
Source: RefSeq, a predicted model, not a curated record